GCUGCGUGGGGGAGACUGUUCCAAGAUGGCGGCGGGUUGCUGUGGGGUGAAGAAGCAGAAACUGUCCAGUUCGCCCCCCUCUGGCUCGGGUGGCGGUGGUGGCGCCUCCUCCUCCUCCCACUGCAGCGGAGAGAGCCAGUGUCGAGCUGGGGAGCUGGGACUAGGAGGCGCCGGUACGCGGCUCAACGGGCUGGGCGGUCUAACCGGAGGAGGUAGCGGCAGCGGCUGUACCCUCUCUCCCCCCCAGAGCUGCGGCGGCGGAGGGGGGAUAUCCCUGUCGCCACCUCUCAGCUGUGGAGUAGGGACCCUACUUUCUACCCCGGCCGCCGCCACCGCUUCUUCGCCCUCCUCAUCGUCCGCCGCCUCGUCCUCAUCGCCGGGCUCCCGGAAGAUGGUGGUGUCAGCGGAGAUGUGCUGCUUUUGCUUCGAUGUGCUCUACUGUCACCUGUAUGGAUACCAGCAGCCCCGGACCCCCCGGUUCACCAACGAGCCCUACCCACUGUUUGUAACAUGGAAGAUUGGUCGAGACAAAAGAUUGCGUGGAUGCAUAGGUACUUUUUCUGCCAUGAAUUUGCAUUCAGGACUCAGGGAGUACACACUUACCAGUGCCCUUAAAGAUAGCCGUUUUCCCCCAAUGACAAGAGAUGAGCUGCCACGGCUUUUUUGCUCAGUGUCUCUGCUCACUAACUUUGAAGAUGUCUGUGAUUAUUUGGACUGGGAGGUGGGUGUACAUGGCAUUAGAAUAGAAUUCAUCAAUGAAAAAGGAUCAAAACGCACCGCCACCUACCUACCGGAGGUUGCAAAGGAGCAAGGAUGGGACCAUAUUCAGACCAUAGACUCCUUACUGAGGAAAGGAGGAUACAAAGCUCCGAUUACUAAUGAAUUCAGGAAAACCAUAAAACUGACCAGGUACCGUAGUGAAAAGAUGACCUUGAGUUAUGCUGAAUACCUUGCUCAUCGCCAGCAUCAUCACUUCCAAAAUGGCAUUGGGCAUCCCCUUCCACCAUACAACCAUUAUUCCUGACACUGAGCCGCACAACCAGUCACUGGGCCUCUCUGCAGACCUCUUCCCAGGAGACCCUACACCUUCUUGGUCUAGCUAUCUCUUUUACUGUACCAUUUUAUGAUGAUAGUUUCCGUUGCCAUGGUGAAGCUUCGACAUCGUCAAUUAAGAUCAUCAUGGUAACGGGUAGGAAAGUGGCAUUUGUUAAGAAGAUCCUGUUUUAUUAUUUUAGAUCUUUGAUUUUUUUGCAGCAUAUAUAAAUUUUUGGGUUUUCUUUUCUUACAAUAUGAGAUAGAAUUUUGCUUUGCUUUCUUAGUCAGGUUUCUGUUCUUCCUGUGUUCCUUUCUGCCUCUUCUUCUUUUCUUUCCUUCCUUUGUUCCUCUCUGCCUUCAACUGUGGAUGGAAGAAAUUGUGCAGUUUUUGAGGGUUUUAUUUAGACUUGUCUUUAAUUUUUCUCAGUAAGAUAGUUAUUUCUGAUAGCUGAGUUUGGGAGUAAUUCAUGUCAAAUUCAGGUAUUCAUAUAUUACCGUUGGAUUUGCCUAAAUUUCACUUUGCUAUGAGAGCUUAGUAUUUGAGUCUUCACUAGAAUAUGUUUUUCCCAUGGUUAAAAUAGAUGAACUUUCGUUCUAAUAGUGAACAUUCAAGGGUCCAUGAUAGGGCUUGUCACAAAGACAAACCAUUUAUGCCUACUUUGCUGGUUAUUGUAGUUAGGAGAGACUGCCUCAUCACUUUUUACAGAACCAAUUUACAAACUAAAACACUGUUUUAAGAAAGUACAAACUAUCUUUCAAAUAGGCUACAGAAAUCAUUUUGAAGAGCAGCAAAUAUUAGGAAGAGAACAGAUGCAGAAUUUAGUGCCUUUGAGAAGACUAUAAUUAAGUGGAAUCAAGAGGGGUUAGAAAAAAGGCAAUUUAGAGAAAUAUUCUUGUAAAAUUUUAUUGUUUCUAUAUGUGAAACAACAGAUUAGACAAAUUCCUUACUCUGGAGUAUUUUUUUAGCUGAAAAAAAUUUAUUUUGAGCAAAUAACCAAAAAGACAUUUGUCUAUUUUGUAUUAAUUUAAAUUUGUUAGUUUUAGGUUUCAGUAAGUCAUGAUUGGCUAGAGACAAUUUAACUACCAUCUAAAGAUAUGGUAAAGAUAAUCUAGUGAAAGAAAAGUUCAUACAUGCCAUUUUACAUAUGGUUUGUCUGUCAUGGAGACAAUACUGAAGAUACUAGAAAAUAGCUUGAAUCUCUUUCUGCACUACAUACUUUUGAUAGAAACACGUUUAUUAUGUUGCUAAGAUGCUAUGUUAUACCUAUAAAGAUGGAGUUGGCAUUCAGAUAGGCUUCAAUUAGAGUCUGGCUCAUUUGCAGGGCCAGUCUUCCUGAUUCGUACAAAGAGAACUUACUGAUGUCGAUAGGAGGUACAUACAUAGAUUCCCCAGGAAAAAUCACACAUGAUUCUGGAGAAAGAUGACCUUCAUUUGAUGGUAGUAUAUAUAGAUAUAUAUAAGUAUAUAUAUUUGGGAAAAUAUAUAAUUUUUUCAAACAGGAAAUCAAUAUAUCAAGUGAUGAAUAAAAGUAUGCUGCAGAAUAUAUAUUCUAGAACUAUGAGAAAUGUCACUGAAUAUCAAAAAGGAUAUACCUUAUACAUGUACUUGCUUGUGACAAGUAAUGGACUGCUAGUUCAGAAUUCUAAAAUUCUUUUCUAAUUUGUGAAAAGUGCGUAAUUGGCUUAACUCCUUCUGCUUGCCACUAAGGCAAAGCACAUUGCUUUAGUUUUUGAUGAGAGAUCUUAGAAAUUUGUUGGUAUUCCUUCAUCCACAACAUCCAUUGUUGAAAUAACCAUUUUCAGUUGUGAUGCCUUAAACUAAGAAGCCAAUUGUUAGCCUGAAAUGCAAUCUUGGUAGCCUGUUCCCUUGAACUCCUAGAGAUUAGUCAGAAAAAGUUAGCUGUUGGGCUUUAUAAAGAGAUUUGCAAUCCUGUUAUUUCUACUUGGAAGCAUUUUGGAGUAGAUUAGUCUUUCAUUAUAAAAACAAAUGGCUACCUGAUGGAAACUUUUUCUUACCCUUAUGGGGAAACUGAGCACAAUGCUGAAUGAUAUUGUCUGCUGCAAAAAAAAAAAAAAAAAAAAAAAAAAGGUAAAUGAAACAAACUGAAGAGAGACAGAAUAGACCAAUAUUGUUGUGAAAUCCAUCCUUAUCCAUCAUCUCAUCAGUUCAACAGGCUCCUCGUCCUGGGUGGAGCUUAUGGUUAGAAGUUUUUUUAAAGAAAAGAUCUAUUACAUACAUAUAUGUGUGUGUGUAUAUACAUAUACUUACACAUACAUGCAUACAUAUGUGUGUUUAUGUAUUUAACGGUGCUAAUCAAUCUUGAGCAGGUCACGUGACUGGUCAUGCGGACUCUAAAAUCAUAUCAGAUUUUUUAAAAUCCUUGAUAUAUGCAGAUGUUAUACAGAUUUUCUUACCAGUGUAAUAAUGUUAUACUGAAGAAAUAACCAUCCUGCAGGCUUCAAAGGACGAGGUCAGCAAUAUUUCCCACCAUGGCUUGGGGGAAAAGGAUAGUUUUGUCUCCUUUUGUAUUCAAGUUGAUGAACAGUGCAUUUUUGUCUCCUAAUUAGCUGUUGACUAAAAGAUUUUGUAGUAUAAAGGGUGUUAUACAAACUUUAAUGGUGUGCUUCAAAGAAACAAAUGCUAGACCCUUUCACCUUUGUCGUUAAUAUUACCAAGCUGUUAAAUAUGUGGUUUGAAUUAACUUUGAACAUGUUGAAAUAUGUAGCAUGUGUCUUUAACUCAGACGAAGAUUCUAAUUGCACAGGUUGUGUUCUAGCCGGUUGUGGUUUAUUUGUUCAGAAACACAAAUGUGAACUGCACUCUUAUUACCAGAAUAUUGUACAAGUUCAGUGAUCUUUAAACAGCUCUGAAGUAAUACUUGAACUUCAUUUGAGUAGCACAAAGUUUACAUAGCCCCUUUUCAAUGUUCAUUAGUUCUAUUUGAGUUUUCUGUUUUCAAACACAUGGGGGGUUCCUCUUGGAAAAAUAGUAUGUAUUUUACUUUGGUAUGUAGCAAAAGGCUUCCACUUCUGGAAGGGUUUUCUUGUUCUUAAACAGGGUCAGCCAGGUACCAGAUUCUAAAAGAACACUUGUCCCCCCACCCCUCAAGUGGCCUUCUGACUGCACAAGAACGUGCUACUACCCUCUCUAGUCUCCCCUACUGUGAGAGGUCGGUGAAGUUGAUGGAGGAAGUGCAAGGCUUGCUCUCUUUCCCACACCCCACUUAAAGCAGUUUUAAGAUUUUCGGUCCAGUGCAUACAGUCCCAAUGCCGGCACACCGGAAGUUUGUAUACUGGCCUCUUCUUGUCUUGUGCAGGAAAUUUGAAACUGUCAUCUGGAAUAGGUUCCAUCUCUUAUGUGUGUUAGAUCAAACCAAAGAAGCCCCCAGCCAUGCCCAAAUGCUGCUCCAAAAGCCUGCCUUCCAGUCCUUACAAAAACCUUGCAGGAUUAAAUGUGUUAACUUUUUUAUUUUUGUACAGUUUCUAAGUGAUUUUUGCUAGUGAUGUUAAACUGAAUUAAGUUUAUUUGAGGGGUGUGAACACCUUCUCCAUUUAAAUAAACUGGUGACUUUCCUUUUAUUUUUUAAAAGCAGAAACCCUUUGUGUGCCUCUCAAUUUAAGGGUUUCUGAUUACAUUAUUCUUAAGACCAGCAUUGAUUCUUUAUAUACAAAGAUAUGUUUUCCUUGUUUUUUUAUUACUGUUUCAGAAGAAAAUGAACUUUUUAUUUUGCUCUGGACCCAGUAACUGCGCUGGUACAUAGACGCACUGAGAAAAUAAACUUUUGUAACCACCUCUGACUGCUUUUGUAUAUCAAAGUUGAUUACUUUUGAAAUAUUUGGAUCUAGUUUCUAAGUUAUUUUAGUGUUUUAUAUGUUCCCCCAAAUUACUUUGAAUCGGUCACCAGCAUAAAGAGUUCUUGGUGAUGCAAUGGUGAGACUUGUAAUGAGCAAAAAGCUACCUGGAGUAGCUCUUCUUUUCCUUCUUUCUUAGUAACCUGUUUUUUGAUUACAGUAAGACAUCACAGAUUACCUGAAACCCCUUCCAGUAUAACUAGGUCCUCCUUCCUUCCACAUUUAAUUGCUUAAUAGUUUGAAGAAACUGUUGGAAAUGGGCAUUUUAUAUGAAAUGUAUGGCUUUAAAAUAUAAAAAAUGAGCAAAAGGAAAUAUAUGAGAAGGUUUACAUGGGUCUGUAAGGUAUGGCUGUGGAAAGAUAUUGUAGUAGUUUUGACACUAUUGUUAUUACCUUUAAAAUCAUUUACCCAAUAAAAUGUUAAAACCAA
Marmota monax (woodchuck) is the source of this 5316-nucleotide messenger RNA. RefSeq names its product AMMECR nuclear protein 1 (gene Ammecr1). Bases 26 to 1024 code for a protein of 332 amino acids. Lineage: Eukaryota; Metazoa; Chordata; Mammalia; Rodentia; Sciuridae. The record is from RefSeq and is a predicted model, not a curated record. The transcript is spliced from 6 exons. Gene Ontology annotation, cellular component: nucleus.